GGGAGAAAGAUGGCAGCAGAGAAAACCAGUAAGUUGUCUGAAGCAUAUCCCAUGAAAGCUGGAGAUGGCCCCAACAGCUAUGCCAAGAACUCCGCUUACCAGAAAGGUGUUGUGGGUGCUGCCAAAGAACUUCUAAACAGGGCAAUUAGAGAUCUUUCCGUCCUCCAACACCUUUCACAUUGCAGACUUGGGCCAAAUACAUUUCUUUCUGUUGAAAACAUACUUGAAGCUGUAGAAUUUAAGUAUCAAGGCCAAGGCUUCAAUUCUCAAAUCCUGGAAUUUCAAGUUUUCUUUAAUGAUCACACUCCAAAUGAUUUUAACAUGCUUUUCAAAUCCCUCCCUCAAAGCAGGCAAUACUAUGCUGCGGGUGUGCCUGGUUCUUUCUGUGGUCGUAUAUUUGCUAAUGCUUCCAUUCACCUUGUUCACUCUUCUUAUGCCCUUCAUUGGCUUUCUAGAGUACCAAAAGAGAUAGUGGACAUAGACAGUCCUGCUUGGAACAAAGGACGAAUCGAUUACUCAAAUUCCACAGAGGAAGUAGUAAGGGCUUAUGAAGCUCAAUAUGCCGAGGACAUGGAGUGCUUCCUGCAUGCCAGGGCACAAGAGAUUGUGUAUGGAGGAUUGAUGGUACUUAUCAUUCCAGGCCGCCCCAAUGGUACCCCUCAUUCUCUGACUCUGUUAAAUGCGGUCCAUCAACUUUUGGGAUCUUGCCUCAUGGACUUGGCUAGGAAGGGAGUAGUUAGGGAAGAGAAAGUAGAUUCUUUUAAUAUACCUAUCUAUAACACGUCUCCUCAAGAACUGGAAGCUGCCGUAGAGAAAAAUGGUUGUUUUAGCACAGAGAAAAUGGAAAACUUACCUCGUAUCUCGGCACUUGACAUUGACAAUGUUACUAGACGUGCCCAACUAAUUGCAUAUCAUAUUAGAGCUACCACAGAGGGACUCAUCAAGCAGGAAUUUGGAGAUGAAAUCUUAGAUGAGCUCUUUGGCUUGUAUAGUAAGAAACUUGAACAGCAACCAUCAAUCUUUGAGUCAGGGAAGGCAAUUAACUUUCUUCUUGUGCUCAAACGCAAUGCAAAUUGA
This is a messenger RNA of Prunus dulcis (almond), 1077 nucleotides long. Its product is annotated as loganic acid O-methyltransferase-like. Gene Ontology annotation, molecular function: S-adenosylmethionine-dependent methyltransferase activity. Gene Ontology annotation, biological process: methylation. The transcript has 3 exons. NCBI's taxonomy places the organism in Eukaryota, Viridiplantae, Streptophyta, Magnoliopsida, Rosales, Rosaceae. The record is from RefSeq and is a predicted model, not a curated record. Bases 10 to 1077 code for a protein of 355 amino acids.